This is a messenger RNA of Cololabis saira (Pacific saury), 1128 nucleotides long. RefSeq names its product motile sperm domain-containing protein 1-like. Gene Ontology annotation, cellular component: cytoplasm. The transcript has 6 exons. The record is from RefSeq and is a predicted model, not a curated record. The coding region runs from base 142 to 837 and encodes 231 amino acids. NCBI's taxonomy places the organism in Eukaryota, Metazoa, Chordata, Actinopteri, Beloniformes, Belonidae.
AGGCGGGCUCUGCGGGAUGAAGCGGCUCUCAGAGACAGAGACACCGUCUGCCGGUGUCCAUGCUGUGAGCCCACCCCCCCACGCCUCCGAUGACACCGCUCAGAUCAUGGCAGUGGGCGAGGCUCCACGCAGGGCGGAGUGAUGAGGAGCGACGGCCAUGAGGGACGAUGCGCUGGGCAGGGGAGCGCGGCGGCGCCGCUGCCCGUCUUCCUGUUCCCCGGCGAGCUGGUGUUCCACUCGGACCAGAGGAGCUCCCACCGCAGGGUCCUGACGCUCUACAACCCCUACGGCUUCACGAUCCGCUUCAAGACCUGGUGCACGGCCCCCUCCCUAUACAGGGUGGUGGAGGCUGAAGGCAGCGUCGCCGCCAAGUCCUGCGUAGACCUGGUGGUGCGUCACCUCGACGUCUCCCCUCACAACUGGGGCCGCAGGGACCGGUUCCGCAUGGAGGUCAGAGGAGGGGGCCAGGUGGGAGAACGGGAGAUCUGGGCGGAGCUGAGAGAGGGCGACGGGGGAGAGGAAGGAGAAGAAGAGAGGAGGAGCAGACAACGAGGAGGAGGAGUGGAGAGGCAGAAGAAGCUACCUGCUUUCAGUCCUCUGUCUCCUCUGCUGGUGCCGACGCAGACGCGCCUGCGGCUUCCUACCUGUCCAGCUGUCAGCAGUGUGUAUCAGUGGGUGUUGUGUGUGUUGUUGGCAGUGCUGUGUGUUGCAGUGUUGAUGCUCCCCCUCCACACUGACAGCAGCUCCGUGGUUCCACGCUGCCUCCACGUCUCCACCAACCAGAAGCUGGUCUGUGCCUACACUCUAGGUCUUCUCACCAUGGUGUUGCUCCGCUAACGAGGCAGCGCAGCUGUCUGUUACCGCGGCAACCACACACCCGACUCCCCGGACCCGCCUCAUCGUCCUCGUGAACUCUCUCACACACACGAAUGUAGGCUGACAGCUGAUUGACUGAAGAACUUUUUUCAGACUGGAAGCAGACGAAUGUGAGAAGCUCCUGAUCAGAUUAAAGACAUGCAGAUCCAGCGUGUGUGUGCUCGGCUUUGUUCCAGCUCCUCCUACUCCUUCUGCUGCCGUCUGGUCAGAAACGGGACCCUUUCAGGGUGUAGAGGUUAAAAAGCAUCAGGC